This is a messenger RNA of Spinacia oleracea (spinach), 1204 nucleotides long. RefSeq names its product vascular-related unknown protein 4-like. The record is from RefSeq and is a predicted model, not a curated record. Gene Ontology annotation, biological process: xylem development. The transcript has 3 exons. NCBI's taxonomy places the organism in Eukaryota, Viridiplantae, Streptophyta, Magnoliopsida, Caryophyllales, Amaranthaceae. Bases 82 to 663 code for a protein of 193 amino acids.
UAUUAAAUAGUAAUUUUUGAAGGCCGGCAACAAAGUCUUCCUUCUUUUAUCUGGUGACUGUAGCUUGUUAUUUGACAAUUUAUGAUGAUGGAAAACUCUGUUUCUUCAUCCCAUAACAAAGUCGUAGCAUCACCGGAACCGAACAUUGAAGAAGAUCACCUUUCGGAGGAGAGCGGGUGGAGUCAAUAUAUAGAAGAUUUUGAGGGGUCGUACAAUAAAGAAGACCGUGUAGAUGAAAACAAGAGCUCAUGUUUUACGAGUUAUUCUAUGGAGUCUGAUGCUGGUAACGGACCCGAAUGGAAAAACAAAAAUAAUUUCCAAAUAUUUGGUGUAUUACCAAAUAUGCCUAAGAAAUUAAAUUUCAACAACAAAAUUCCUUUUGAUGAUUCCUUGGAAGAUACGGCUUCUUCCCCUGUCAAUAAUAGCCCCAAGAUAAAUUCGUUUUUCAAGAGGAUGGAUAUAAAUUCCAGAAAGAAGGACAAUGAUAAUGGAAGUCCCAUGGGUCAUGAGAUAUCAUUUGAUGAACAUGUGGAAUUCAACAAUAUGAAGAGAGAGCAUGACUUCACCCAUAAGUUGUUAGUGAAUGAUGCAGAUUGCAUUAAUUUGAAGCAAAAGGGCUUAUGCUUAGUUCCUUUAUCAAUGGUUGCCAACUAUCUUGGUUGAUAAUGCUUCUCCUAAAAUGCAAGUACAACAACCUACAAGAUUGUAUUUUUUUACUAGUAUUAUACUUAAUCAUCUACUCGAUUACCAAGUUAUUGUUCUUGCUGCUGCUACUGCUACUGCAAGUCCAUAAAUAUCCAUAAAUAUGUGCUGUAAAUAUUUUAUGCUUGUAAUAUUUUGUGUAUGAUUCGUGUUGCCCCUCCUGAUACCACCAUUGCUGCUGUUGGCGCUCCCUUUUAUCUUUGACCCUCUGAGAAGUUCUUUCGGUGACAAUAAAAAAUGUACUCUCGUAGCUAUCAGAAAAGGUCAUUUUCCAGGACAUGUACAUCGAAUUCAUCAUCCUCACAGAGUUUCAUUUAAAGCAGAAAUUUAAACCAAAUUAUACUUCCUCCAUUUUUUUUUAAUUGCACCAUCUUGGAUUUCACGCUUGCCAAUGCACUAUUUUAACCACUAGUAUCUCUCAUUAUACAUUUUAAAAAAAUAUAAAAAUUUGAUAAUUUUAAAGUAUAUUUGGAGACGAAUCUAACAAGAUCCCACUUGAAUA